Messenger RNA from Anopheles nili, 2913 nucleotides. It is a transcript of the gene ss, whose product is annotated as aryl hydrocarbon receptor protein 1. Gene Ontology annotation, cellular component: nucleus; aryl hydrocarbon receptor complex. The record is from RefSeq and is a predicted model, not a curated record. Gene Ontology annotation, biological process: regulation of transcription by RNA polymerase II. Gene Ontology annotation, molecular function: transcription cis-regulatory region binding; nuclear receptor activity; protein dimerization activity. NCBI's taxonomy places the organism in Eukaryota, Metazoa, Arthropoda, Insecta, Diptera, Culicidae.
AUGAAAAUGAGCCAGCUGGGAACAGUUUAUGCCACCAAAAGGAGGCGUCGUAAUGGCAAAAGCAUCAAGACCACUCCAAAGGAGGGUAUUACUAAGAGCAACCCUUCCAAACGGCAUCGGGAACGAUUGAAUGCUGAACUUGAUCUACUAGCUUCAUUAUUGCCGUUUGAACAAAACAUACUAAGUAAAUUGGAUCGACUUAGCAUCCUGCGUCUGUCGGUGAGCUAUCUAAGGAUAAAAAGUUACUUCCAAGUUGUAAUGCAUAAAGAAAAGAAUGAAAAUGGGCUAGUACCGCAUCCAGCAUCCGAGGAGAGCUACCGAGCACGCGAUUUUACAUCCUACGAUCACAGUUUUAUUGUAGAUAGCGACAUGUUCUUACAGGCAUUGAACGGAUUUAUAAUGAUUCUUACAUGCGAAGGAGAAGUAUUUUUUGCUACACACACAAUAGAAAGCUAUUUGGGAUUUCAUCAGUCGGACAUCAUUCAUCAAUCCGUAUACGAAUUGGUACAUUCUGAAGAUAGAGAGGAGCUGCAAAAACAACUAUUGUGGAAUUCCUUCUUACCAGCGGACCUCUCUGGCAUUCAGCUAUCAGAGGCUCUAGUGCCUGAGAAGGAUAAACUACUAGAACGCAGCUUCACAGUGCGGUUUAGAUGUUUACUUGAUAAUACAUCCGGGUUUUUGCGUUUGGAUAUAAGAGGUCGAGUGAAAAUUUUACACGGACAAAAUAAAAAAAAUGAAGAACCUCCGCUGGCCUUGUUCGCGUUCUGUACCCCAUUUGGACCGCCUAGCUUACUAGAAAUUCCACCAAAAGAAAAUAUGUUUAAGUCGAAACACAAGCUGGAUUUUUCGCUAGUCUCGAUGGAUCACAAAGGCAAAAACACUCUCGGAUACUCAGAUUCCGAGCUUGCAAAUAUGGGAGGGUACGAUUUGGUGCAUUACGAUGAUCUGGCAUACGUAGCCAGUGCUCAUCAGGAAUGUGUACGAGUUUUGGGCACCAACCAUGUUAUUACUCUAAAUUAUUCAUUUGCGAUUGCAGUGCUAAAGACUGGCGCGUCAGGAAUGAUAGCGUAUCGUUAUCAAAAGAAGGACGGUGCAUGGCAAUGGCUUCAAACAAGCUCCCGACUCGUGUAUAAAAACUCCAAGCCUGAUUUUGUAAUCUGUACUCAUCGCCAGCUGAUGGAAGAAGAAGGACGAGAUCUGCUUGGAAAACGUACAAUGGAUUUUAAAGUAAGCUAUUUGGAUGCUGGUAUUUCUUCGACCUAUUUCGAAUCGGAUCCUCUUAUCGUAAGUUCAAACAACACCAGUGCGCCUAGCUCUCCAACGACCUCGCAACAACGUGCCAACCGACGGUAUAAAACACAGCUGCGCGACUUUCUCUCCACUUGUCGCCAUAAGCGUAAACUUCCCAACCAGUGCUCCGUAGAACAGGUGUCUCCUAGUGUAUCGGUGGUAGAUUACAUUCCCGGUGGACCUCCUGGUACGGCCGCAGCAGCCGCUGCUGUAGCUGCUGCUGCGUAUACGAACAGCAUCAACAGUGUUUACUCACCAGCAGCACACUUUCCCGGCACUGCACCGGACAACGUGUACAUGGCUGGUCCUGUCCAUUCGCCGAACUUUUACCCGAUGCCCGAUAAUCUUUUCCACCAGUAUCGGCUGCAAGGUGUAAGUGGCUACUAUCCAGAGUAUCAUACCAGCACUAGUGCGUCCACCUUUGUACCUACUAACGGGCUUAUUCCGUACGACAGUUAUGGAAUCACUAAAGAGGACACCAUGCGGUGGCAUGAGGGGACAAAGAGCUACAUUGCAAGCGGUGAGCCGAUCCAAUCGCACCAGGCUAGUACCGAUGCGGCACAACAACAGGAAACACCCAGUGGAUGUGCUACAGGUGAAGCCACAUAUCUUGUCAGUGGCUUCCCGGCGGCUCCCAGUGCCGAUUCAAGAUCCCCUCAUGUCUCUAAAGGCCCGUGCCAACAGGGCAAGAGUGUGUCGCCGCAUUCUUCCGAGGAGCUGGUCGAUCCAUGCUGUACGGUAGAUGGUAACGCCACGCCGACCAAAGAUUCGAUAGAUCAUCACUCGCACCACAGUGCCCAUCAUCACCAUGGGCCGCACAGCACACAACACCACCACGCAGGCUCCCAUCAUCAUUCUCAUCAUCAUCAGCAUCCACAGCCAAGUACACACCACCAUGCAGUCCAGCAUCACCAGAACAUGCAGCAAUUGCAUUCACAUGCCCAGCAGCAUCAACAACAUCAGCAUAGGAAUGGUGAUGCAUUGGGAGAACAUAAGUUGAUCAAUACCAAGUCACCAGCAUCCACGUCGCCAGCUCGCUGUGAGCCCCAGCGCCAAACCGUUCUCAUGUGGGGUACGUCCUAUAGUAACGGUGCCAAUGCUGGCAAUGGUGAGCCUCAUGUCACAGGUAGCAACGAUUCACCAUCGUUCGAAUACAUCGACCCCACGGGAAGCUUUUCACUCGUCAAUCUGCCAAAGCCCUCCACAAUAGCCAUGAAUAACAACAGCAAUGCUACCACCUCGAGUGCUAUUCCCGUGGAGUCCUCCCAUCACCCUCCUGACACACCUACUAACAACCCCAGCCAAACUCAUCCGACUGCUCAUGAACCGCAAUCAGAAUCCGCUGGCGAAGCGAUUCUUGACGCAAUCGAUAGUAAACCCCGAGCGGUGACAAAAUCGUUGACAACACACACUGCACUUACGACGGCUAAGCCUCUGCAGCCCAGCGGUGGAGUCAGCUUGUUUGCAGGAAAACAAUCGAAAAGUUUUGCUAAUCAUACUAACCAGCACUCGCAGCAACAUCAAGCUGAGCCGUUAUCGGAUGGAUCGUCCGUUACUCCGAUCGACCCGACCAAUAUACCCGCUUCCGCCAAUACUAAAUGGUAUUGCACAGACGAUGCAUAA